AUGGUGGGAUAUCGAAAGACUUUAGAUCUAGAUCUUACAUACUUUCUUAUGUGCAUACAUUGUUAUGCAGAUACUUUAUUCUGUGUAUACAAGAUAUCCAAAGAAUUUAUCGAAAAUUAUUCAAUAUCCAGUCCUAUCAAUUUGACCAGUUCAAAAAAAAAACAACAACAACAACCCCACAUUUCUAAGUCAUCACAACCUCAUUUCAGUUACUCCAAUGAAGCCAUACUUACGCUUUAG
Spathaspora passalidarum NRRL Y-27907 is the source of this 240-nucleotide messenger RNA. RefSeq lists its product as uncharacterized. Lineage: Eukaryota; Fungi; Ascomycota; Pichiomycetes; Serinales; Debaryomycetaceae. The transcript has 2 exons. The coding region runs from base 1 to 240 and encodes 79 amino acids. The record is from RefSeq and is a predicted model, not a curated record.